Messenger RNA from Closterium sp. NIES-67, 2818 nucleotides. NCBI's taxonomy places the organism in Eukaryota, Viridiplantae, Streptophyta, Zygnematophyceae, Desmidiales, Closteriaceae. The record is from the annotation of a GenBank genome assembly.
GAAUCCCAAGAAGCUGAGUGAAGUGAACGCAAGCGAGCGCACUCAGUCCUGCUUCCACCCUCAGGAAAUCUGUCGGCGGCGGGCAAAGCUGUUAGUCUGAUGACGUCUAUCACGGUGAUGUUCUCACCUCUACCAGCUCAGGCGUAAGUGACGGGUGACCUAACGACUGCUAGACUGUUAACAUAGCAUGUUAAUUUUCGCCUGGCGAUUAGUAGCUAGCUCAUUCCGCAUGGACGGAAAAUCGGCGGAAAACGGCAGAGGAUUUAUCGACGCGGCGCGAAUAGGUCAUCCGUUUCUUCUGGUGCUGAACGUGCUCCUGCUGCUGCUAGUAGCGGUCGAAGUAUGGCCGCGACUCACGGGCGACGGACCGACCUGGGGAACGCGUAGCGCGUGGGGAUUGCAGCAGCCAAUAGAAGCGCUGCUGAGUUCGCCGGGCUCGUCGAUAAGAUCGAAAGGGCAUCACGGCAGCAGCAGUGGCGCCUCGCGUGCUGCAUCAGACUGCGCACAAAGUCCAUCCGAUGCCGCCCUUGGCCCAUCCGAUGCCGCAUUGUAUCACAUUUGCUGGUCUUCAGAACCCCUGGUCAACAGCAGUACACCGGCAGCAGCAGCAGAGGGGGUGGUGGUGAGUGGUAGAGGGUGCAGUGAGUGCGUGCGGGGGGAUCUGUGCAGCAUGCACGUGUGGGUGAGGCCGCCUGCCCAAUGGGUGCUUCCUUGGAGGGGCGUUGCGAAGGGCGGGGAGAAUGAGAGCGGCCGGGAUAGUGAGAGCGGCAGGGAGAAUGAGAAGGGAAGUGAGAGCGAGAGCACGGACAACAACAGCAGGGAGGGAGAGGCGGGGAGGAGCAUGAGCGAUGAGAGCAGUGAGGCGGGCAGUGAGGGACAUGAGAGCAGCGAGGCGGGCAGUGAGGGACAUGAGAGCAGCGAGGCGGGCAGUGAGGGACAUGAGAGCAGCGAGGCGGGCAGUGAGGGACAUGAGAGCAGCGGCAGCAACGACAACAGUAGCAGCAGCACUUCUACCAGCAGCAGUGGGAACGAAAGUAGCAGCAGCAGCAGCAGCAGCAGCAGCAAGCACAGUUGGUGGAAGAAGGACGUGACUCUCUCCCUGCAGGGCCCGGCUCUGGGGUACGGCGAGGUGCAGUGCCUUGACCCCCCGGCCUGCUCGCACCUGCUCGUCUCCUACCGACUAUGGGACGUGGGGAAUUACAGAGCCUCUCUCCACGUGGGCUGCUCCAAUCUCAACUUCUCUCCUGCCUUCGCCGCCCAUUUUAAGUCCACCUAUCGCCAUGACCUUGCCACGUGGACCCUCUCCAUUCGCUGGCCGGAGCAGUCGGCUUCCGAGAAGCUUCCUGCCACUGCUGAUGGUGUUACCGCUGCUCCUGCUCCUGCCGCUCCUGCUGCUGCUGCUGCUGCUGCUGCUGCUGCUGCUGCUGCGGCUGGUGCUCCUGCUGCUCGUGGUGAUGGCGAUUCUGGUAGCGAUGGGGGUGCUGAUGCUGCUGCUGUGGCGGAUGCUGCUGCUGUGGCUGAUGCUGCUGCUGCGGUUGAUGCUGCUGCUGCUGCUGAUGAUGACAGUGCUGGCCGCUCAAAAUCAGAAGAUAGGGUCCUUCUGGAUGACGUGGCAGCAGCUGGUGCUAGUGAUGUGGCGGUUCGGGAAGGCAAUAAUCAGGCGUCAACUGCCACCUCCCCAGAUACCACCUUCCCAGAUACUGCCUCUUCAGAUAACACCUCCUCCAACAAGCUAGCCUCCCCCUGCACACGCUCCUCCGUCCCUGGUCGGUGGAAGCAGGUGCACACCGGCAAGUACACCUGGGCUUUCUUCCCCUGUGCGCCAGCGGAAACCGCUCCCAACCGUUGGAUAGAAAGGCUUGCACAGAAGGGAAUCAAUGAGAUCAACAUAGUGGGGGACUCGCACCAGCGGGUGCUAUCGGCCCACCUGCACUUCCUGCUGUCAGGGGAGGCGGACAAGAGGAUAAGGAAGGGGCACUCGGACUUCAGCCUUGAGUCGAGGAACGAGCGGGAUGAGACGCUCAGGAUCAACUUCUACUGGGUGGAUGGCAUCUACCGCAACGAAGAGUUCGGGUGCAGCCAUCGGGGUGUGUACACCCAUCGCAACACUACAUUUCCAGACGAUAUAUCAACAACAGCUGACGUCACCAUUCUAGAAGCGGGCUACUGGGCAAAUAAACGCUGCUUAGAGCCAGUCCAAGCGAUGCGAGCCCACCUCCCAGAGUAUCUCAACUGGGGAGUGCAGUUCGCCGCCCGGACCGGCAAGCCGAUAGUACUGCGCACGGCUCCUCCGGUGCCUAAUGGGGGCGACCACUGCUCUCGCUCCGUGGGGCCGGGGGCAUUUGUUGGGCCGGCGACGAAUUUGGCACUUAUGGAGUUAAAUCGGUUGAUGCGGCAGCUGGCAGCAGGUGGUAACAGAGUUGACAGUAAAGGUGGUGAGAAGCAUGAAGAUGGCAAUAAUAAAGGUGAUAAUGACGAAGGUGGCAUUCUAGAAGGUGGUACCGGUAAUAGCGAAACAGGUUAUAGAGAAGCAGACUCCAAACCAGCUCAAGCAUGGGAUGAAGCGUCAAUAUCGAGGGCGUUUACUGUAGAUGGGAAGCGGGUCGCAUCGUCCGUCCCAGUGUUUGAUUCGUGGAAGAUCGAGGCGCCUCGGUACAUGGACGUGUGUCCGAAGAAGGACCACCACUAUUCGUGUUACAAGGAGUUCCCCGAUAAACAUCCCGAGAUCCGAGGGCCCGUGGGAGAGGCGGUAGCCCGUUCAUUGGUACACUUCCUGCUCCACGAGCUAUAAGGUCAUCAUAGAGGUUUGUUUAUUCUA